GCAAGACAAGCAUCUUGUUGGAGCUCCCCAAAACAUUCAUCGUCUUUGAUUUGCGUUAUUUCGUACAAGGUGACGCUGUCAAAUUUAGAAUUAAACUUCCUCCAACAAUGAACUGCCUCAAGUUCAAUCUCGUCGCCGUUGCGAUCCUCGUUCUCAAUGGGGUUACCGCAAUGAAGUUUCAGAGUGACGAGGCGGCGGGAGUAGAACGGGAGCGUGAUUUGGAUAGACUCGGAGGUGGUCAGCACAUUCUUCGCGGUUUCGAUUCAAUAGGGGAAGGCAGUCUACUUCGAGCAAUUUACCGAGAAAAACCACGAGAUUUUUUGCGGAUAAACAGAGGAUUGGAUUCACUAAGCGGUGCCUCUUUUGGUAUGGAGAAACGCCUAGACUCGUUGACUGGGCUGGGAUUCGGCAGCCAAAAGCGCAAUCUAGAUGAAAUUGAUAGAUCAAAUUUCGGUACGUUCGCCAAACGAAACCUGGACGAAAUCGAUCGCAGUGAUUUCGGCCGUUUCGUUAAAAAGAGGGAAACCAUUGAUGGAGAGAGUUCUCUACAACGUUGAGUCUUUCGUUCUUCUUUUUGUUCCGAGUACGAGUUGGAAAGGAGCUUGCUUUAACAUAGAUCUCCAGCAUGUCAAACGAAAGUUAUUAUCAUACACUAUCGUCGUCUCUGAUUUCAGAAUCACAAUGCCGAUAGGGCUUUAUAGGCCAACUGCACUCGUCAUUAUAGGUGCACAUUAUGGCUUUGUUAUUUAUUCAGUGUAUCUGCAGUGACUCCUUCCAAUAAAUCAACAUAUUUCAAUCAAA
Molecule: messenger RNA, 801 nt
Organism: Daphnia carinata
Lineage: Eukaryota; Metazoa; Arthropoda; Branchiopoda; Diplostraca; Daphniidae
Product: orcokinin peptides type B-like
Exons: 4
Coding region: 108-557 (149 amino acids)
Source: RefSeq, a predicted model, not a curated record